Sclerotinia trifoliorum is the source of this 1301-nucleotide messenger RNA. Lineage: Eukaryota; Fungi; Ascomycota; Leotiomycetes; Helotiales; Sclerotiniaceae. The record is from the annotation of a GenBank genome assembly.
CGUUUCUACUUCAUCGGUUCCAAUACAGUAUUCAGAAUUGCUUCCUACCUUUCGGGUUUUUAUUUAUCACGUUCCUUAAAAUUUGCUUCUCCAAUAACAUUAUCGGCCGGUCCUUACUUUGAUUUCACUUCAAGCAUUCUCUUUCCAUCUCAAUUAAGCCUUCAUUUUUUCAACCCCAAGAAUUACACGCAAAACAUCUAUCAUCAUGCAGUUCUCCAAGAUCUCCAGCGCAACCGCCGCACUUCUCAUCUCUCUAAUCUCCGCCUCUCCUAUCGCCCUGACCUACGAUGCCAUUCAUCCCAGCGGAUCCGUCCACAUCAGACCCACCGGCUCCAUCGAGCACUCCUUCAGAAUUCGCCCUACCGGCUCUUUCAACCCCAAGGAACCAAUCCCUACCUGCACCGACGAAGAAAUCCCUAAGUUUACCAUUAACCCCACAGGUGGCAAGACCGAGCCUCAUCACUACCGACCCUCCGGCACUGGUGUCAGAUCUCACGAAGGUCCAAGACCAACUGGUUAUGCAUCAAAAUCAUACGAAAAUAGCCACUCAAAGCCAAGCGGACAUGUCUCUCAAAGGGCUAUCGAAAGCGAUGAUGCCGAAAGUAGCACUGUGAGCAACUGGGGCCCUAAGCAUACAGGUAAUGCUUUCCAUAAACAUGAAAGUGGCCACGCAAAGCCAACCGGUAGUGGAAAGAAAGAAAAUGCUCAUCCAUCCGGAACCGGUGUUUACAAAGAUGAAAAUCCUCGUCAGAGUGGACAUGCUAAGCCUACUGAGACCGGAGAUCGUAAAAUACGUGAAAACGGACAUGCUAAGGCAUCAGGCACGGGAGGCAGAGAAGGUGAAUUUGGCCAUGCCAAACCCACUGGUACCAGAGGCAAAGAUCACACUCAGGCUCACGAAUCCGGCCACGCUAAACCCACUGGUACUGGAGCUGAACAUGGUCAUGCUCAACCGACUGGUGUUCAUUCACACGUUCCUGAGUUCACUGGAGCACACAAAAGCAAGAGUGAUUUCAAGACCGAGACCGAGACCGACACGAUGAUACUUGGGAGCAAGGCAUCUGCAGUUAUCGGGGCUGGGCCUGAGGUAACUGGAAGAUCUCUUUUUUGAGGAGUUUGACAAUUAGGUGUUGCUUGUCUUGGCUGGGUUGAUUGAGAUGGGUUGUGUAGAUGGGGGCCUGCUUGUGUGAAUAGUAUAGGGGAUGAUUUUGGUUUAUUUUUCUGUACGUCACAUGUCUUGAGGAUGGAAGUAUACGUUUCAGCGUCUGGGAUAGCUGCUUUGGGAUUUAGGUUUUUGAGGG